AAAGUCGACUUACAUAUCCCUUGGAUUCGGGCUGUCAUUGUGUUACGCGACUUUCUUUCAUCCGCGAAAAAUUUACAUAUUUUCCUCUCGCGAGUUUCCCACGAAAACUCUUUCCAAAACGCCUAAACUCGUGAAAUUAAUCGAAUACAGCGAAAAUAUGUUGCGUCAAAUAACACGAGCCACCGGUGGAGCACCAAAAGUACUCCAACAAUUGCAAAAAAGUUCAGCCGCCGUAACCGGAACACAAAAAUCCAAUAAUUAUGCUACCGAGGCUACCGUCCAAGUGCAACGGCCCUUCAAAUUACAUCGCCUGGACCAGGGACCCGAAACCAAUGUAAAACUCACCAAAGAAGAUGCUCUCAAAUACUACACACAAAUGCAAACCAUUCGCCGUUUGGAAACAUCGGCUGGUAAUUUGUACAAGGAAAAGAUUAUCCGCGGUUUCUGUCAUUUGUAUUCCGGCCAGGAAGCUUGUGCUGUUGGCAUGAAGGCUGCCAUGCGUGAUGUCGACAACAUUAUUUCAGCCUAUCGUGUCCAUGGCUGGACCUAUUUGAUGGGUGUACCACCAUUGGGUGUUUUGGCUGAAUUAACUGGUCGUCAAAGUGGCUGUGCCAAGGGCAAGGGUGGCUCCAUGCACAUGUAUUCACCAAAUUUCUAUGGUGGCAAUGGUAUUGUGGGUGCCCAGGUUCCCCUCGGAGCUGGUGUUGCAUUUGCCUGUAAAUACAAGGGUAACGGUGGCAUGUGCUUGGCUUUGUAUGGUGAUGGUGCUGCCAAUCAAGGCCAGGUCUUUGAAGCCUACAACAUGGCCUAUUUGUGGAAACUGCCCGUCAUUUUCGUAUGCGAAAACAACAACUACGGUAUGGGUACCAGUGCUGAACGUGCCUCCUGCAACACCGACUACUAUACCCGUGGUGAUGUGUUGCCCGGCAUUUGGGUUGAUGGUAUGGAUGUCUUGGCUGUGCGCAGUGCCACAGAAUUUGCCAUUGAUUAUGUGAAUAAGAACGGCCCCAUUGUCUUGGAAACCAAUACCUAUCGUUAUUCCGGCCACUCAAUGUCUGAUCCCGGUACCAGUUAUCGUACCCGUGAAGAAAUUCAAGAGGUGCGUCAAAAACGCGAUCCCAUUACCUCAUUCAAAGAGCUGUGCAUUGAAUUGGGUCUCCUCACUGCCGAUGAGAUUAAGGCCAUCGAUACCAAGGUGCGCAAGGAAGUUGAUGCUGCCACAGCCCAGGCCAAGGCCGAUGCUGAAUUGCCACUCAGCGGUCUCUGGACUGAUGUCUAUUCGCAAUGUUUGGAACCCAAAAUUCGCAACUGUGUUGAGUACAAUAUUAAGCAUGUCCAACAGAAUAAGGGUGUCAAUCAUUAAUAAGAUAUCCUUGAUCCCUGUUACAUCUUCAGUUGCUGCCUUGUAGGAGAGAAACCGAAAUUUGACUCUCUCUCCCUCUCCAAUCAUGUUAAACUCAUUUUCUUCAUUUUUUGAAUUCUGUCAAGGCAAGGUAGUCACUUAUCUCUGGUUGGGCUAUGCAAAGAAGGCUAUACCAUAGCCUUAAAACAAACUGGCUUUAAUUUUUAUAUUUUUAAUUUGUUUUUCUAAAAAACGACAAGAAAACUUUAUCUCAAAUUUGUAGAACCAUAAAAAAGGAGGAAACGAUAAACGAUGUAAAAACAACAAAACUCUCAUUCAUUCUUUCUAUUUUUUCAAUCUAUGUAAGACAAAAGAACAGAAGAACGUAGUCACGAAUUAAAAUGGCGAAUAGAUUGAAUAUUGUUACAAGAUAUUAAAUAAUAUAAUAUAAAAUAUUGAAUAAAGACCAUAUUAGUUAAUACCACAAA
This is a messenger RNA of Musca domestica (house fly), 1830 nucleotides long. Its product is annotated as pyruvate dehydrogenase E1 component subunit alpha type II, mitochondrial. Gene Ontology annotation, molecular function: pyruvate dehydrogenase (acetyl-transferring) activity. Gene Ontology annotation, biological process: pyruvate decarboxylation to acetyl-CoA. The record is from RefSeq and is a predicted model, not a curated record. The coding region runs from base 158 to 1363 and encodes 401 amino acids. The transcript has 5 exons. NCBI's taxonomy places the organism in Eukaryota, Metazoa, Arthropoda, Insecta, Diptera, Muscidae. Gene Ontology annotation, cellular component: intracellular membrane-bounded organelle.